This is a messenger RNA of Geodia barretti, 224 nucleotides long. The record is from the annotation of a GenBank genome assembly. NCBI's taxonomy places the organism in Eukaryota, Metazoa, Porifera, Demospongiae, Tetractinellida, Geodiidae.
GAAGAGGAGGAGGAGGAGGAGGAGACCCCACCCACUGCAGAGGAGACUUCUGAUGUUCCAAUGGAGACUGCUGACUCAGCAGACCCUCCUCCUCCUCCUCCGACCAAUUAACAAUGACAUCAUCGUGACAUCAUUCCAUCUCUCUUGAUUAGACCAGUGUGUCAGCUUCACACACAUCGUGACUAUUGUAUAAUGACUAUUGUGAUGAUGGUGUGUGUAUUAUA